AAGAUCGAGAAACAUGAAAACAAAAAAACAAAAAAACCUCAGAAAAGAGAGAAGGCAAGAACGAGCGUAUACAGACGACGGUUUGCACCUAAUCUACAUUGAGAAGAACUGAAGAGCGGUGGGAUCAAGAGGAAUCGAACUUGCCCGGCCAAGAACGACGGUGAAUCUCUUGAUUGCAGAAGAAUUGGGUUUUGGGUUUUAUAGGGUUCCAGAAGAAUUCCCAGCUAAGCCCGCACAAUUUCAACAAUCCAUACCUAUGGAUUGAAGGUGGAAUAUUGUAAUAUGAAUUGGGUGUCUGGUAAUGCGUGCCAUUAACAAAGUGGACAAGCUUUGCCACGACUAGAGGCCCACGCGAGCACCUCUACGACAAUACAGGGUUGAGUUUGGUUGUGGAAGAAGGUUUGAAUAUCUGGUGAGGCUAAAACUGUGAAGUCACGGUGGGCGGCUGAGUAAAGGUGACGCCAUUAAAGGGUUUCAGGAAAGUCUCAGGAGGCAAUAUAAUCGAUAAGAAUUUCAAGGCCCUAAGGACCCUUAUCAGUACCAGUAGUAGAAGCUCAGAGAAGAAAACCCAACUUUUUUGUAUGCCAGAAGUACCAUAAAGAUAAAUUCGAUCGUAGUUGGGAAAUUCGGAGGUCGAUAUCCUACAAUUCCUACCAUUCGUGGCCCUUCUUUUCUAGAGUUAGUUUGGGAAGGACUUGGGCUUGGAGCGGGAGCUGCUAUUGGAAACUGGAACAGGGAGAACGAUAGUAAAAGAGUUUUGCUUCGGAUAGGUGGUCAUUAUGUACCUCAUCAUAUGGAUAUAGCUCUGGACUACCUCCGAAGUUGUCCUGCAUUGAAGAAGCAAAGCAAAGUCAUAGCAAUUGGUCAGCCUUUUCAAAUCAUGGGGAGGAUCUAAGUAGGGAAGAUGUCCAGACUUCAAAUAGAGGCAGAGAGGAGACUUUGUAUUAGAGGCUCUUUUACUGAAAACAAUACACUAUGGACAAAGAAUGGGUCAAUUAUGAAAGAAACACUUUGGAGUAUAGACAUGGAGCACGUAAAUUCGUUGAUACUGUUCAAGCGAGUUUGGGGAAUCCAGAAAGAAUUAGGUGUCCUUGCAUUGAUUGCAGAAACACAAAACGUCAUAACUAUAACAUAGUUUAUGACCACUUGAUUGUACCUGGGAUGAAUCCUUUAUACACUAAGUGGAUAUUUCAUGGGGAGGGGACGACAAUUGCAGGAACACAUGAUAAAACUGAGAUUCCAGAAACAUAUCAAAUGCUUAGGGAUGCAUGUUUUGAAAAUGAUGAUGAUGUUAGGGAACCUACAAACAAAAGACAUGUGGCUGAUUAUGAAAAUUUAUUGGAGGAGGCAGAACUUCCCCUCUAUGGAGGAAGUGGCUGGACAAAAAUGUCUGCAACAGUAGCCUUGUAUAAGUUCAAGGCAAGACAUAGUGUAUCAAACACUGGUUUUGAUGAACUUCUUGAGAUGAUUGGUGGGUUUUUACCAAAUGAUCACAUUCUUCCGAAUUCUUUAUAUUCAACAAAAAAAUUAUUGAAAGCAUUUGAUCUUGGUUAUGAUAAGAUACAUGCUUGUGUGAAUGAUUGUUGCUUAUUUCGGAAAGAACUAGAACAAGUGGUUCAGUGUCCAAAAUGUGGCUCAUCACGUUGGAAAGUUGAUAAGAACACAAAGAAAUUAAAUGAAGGCAUUCCUGCAAAGGUUUUGAGGUAUUUUCCAAUUAUACCUAGAUUUAGAAGGAUGUUUAAAAAUGUUGAAAUAGCAGAACAAUUAACAUGGCAUGACACUAACAAGAGUCAAGAUGUCAUGAUGCGCCAUCCAGUUGACUCAUUGGCUUGGAAGAGCAUAGAUAGGAAUUGGCCUUCCUUUGCAUCUGAGCCUCGUAAUCUCAGACUUGGUCUUUCUUCUGAUGGAUUUAAUCCUUUUGGUGAUUUCAGUUCUCGUUAUAGUUGUUGGCCUGUGAUUUUGGUUACAUAUAACCUUUCCCCUUCUGUUUGCAUGUCGAAGGAAAAUUUAAUGCUUACAUUACUCAUCCCUGGGCCGAAGCAACCAGGGAAUGAUAUAGAUGUAUAUCUAGAACCACUUAUAGAUGAUUUGAAUGAGUUAUGGUUGAAUGGGGUGAGUGUGUAUGACGCAUUUAGGGACGUUACAUUUAACUUGAAAGCUGUGUUGAUGUGGACCAUAAAUGAUUUUCCUGCAUAUGGAAAUUUAUCUAGCUAUUCCACGAAGGGUAAAAAAGCAUGUCCAGUUUGUGGUGUUCAGACUUGCUCAAAAUGGCUAGUAAAUGGAAAGAAACAUGCAUACAUGGACCAUCGGAGGUUUCUUCCCCAUGAUCACCCCUUCCGUUCAAUGGCAGCUUCCUUUGAUGGAACAGAAGAACAUAGAUUCAAGCCUAGACAGUUAACUGGUUCAGAAAUUUAUCAAGUUGUCCAAAAUAUUAAAAAUGAUUGGGGAAAGAAAAAGAAAGGUGAUAACAGAAAUAUGAUGAGUGUUAAUCGAAAGAGGAAAAAAGGUGGAUUAAAUAGUUAUGACGAUGGUGGUGAUGAUGAUUGUGAUGAUGAUGGCGAUGAUCCUAUGAAGCUUACAAAGCGAUGGAAGAAGAAAUCAAUCUUCUUUGAGUUGCCAUAUUGGCAGCAUUUGCUAUUGCGUCAUAAUCUUGACAUGAUGCACAUAGAAAAGAAUAUUUGUGAGAGUAUUAUUGGCACUCUUUUGAAUAUGAAAGGAAAGACGAAGGACAACUUGAACUCUCGCAAAGAUUUGAAAGAGAUGGGAAUUUCAAAAAAAUUGCGUCAGAAAAAUGAUGGAUCUAGUUCUUCUAAAGGAAAGACACCACCGUAUGUGUUUUUAAAAAAGGAGAAGCAGAUCUUUUGUAAGAGGGUAUUUAGCUUGAGGCCACCAGAUGGGUAUAGUUUGAAUAUUGGCAGUCGGGUAUCAUUAGAGGAGCUUAAGAUCUUUAAUCUAAAGUCCCAUGAUUGUCAUGUCCUAAUACAACAAGUGUUGUCAGUAGCGUUAAGAGGUCUUUUACCAAAGGGGCCAAGAGUUGCUAUCUUUCGGCUUUGUGAUUGUCUGAAUCAGCUGUGCCAACGAGUGAUAGAUAUAAGCAAAGUAGAGCUGCUAGAAGAUGAGAUUGCAGAAACUUUAUGCAUGCUUGAAACUUUCAAGUUGAAAGGUUUUUUCCAAUUACCAAUUCAUCUUUCUUUGACGUGAUGGUCCAUCUACCAAUUCAUCUUGUACAAGAAGUUCUUAUUGGCGGCCCCGUACACCUUCGUUGGAUGUUCCCAUUUGAAAGGUAAAAGUUGGCAUCAAUGACAUAAUAUGAAGGUGUUUUUUAGGCCACAGCAUGGAUCACUAUAGAUUUAUUUUUUGCAAUUAACAAAGACAAUUCUAAUCUAAGAUGCUCUCUGUUAAUCUAGAAUGUUUUACAUUUUAGCAUGGUGAUGAUAAAUUGUUGCUUUAAUGAAGUUGUUUUUAUACAGUAUUGAAUUGUUGUUGGCAUAUUAAUUUACAUUUUCUAAUGUGAUGCUUGCAGUUUGUUAUC
Molecule: messenger RNA, 3532 nt
Organism: Rosa rugosa (rugosa rose)
Lineage: Eukaryota; Viridiplantae; Streptophyta; Magnoliopsida; Rosales; Rosaceae
Exons: 10
Coding region: 976-3201 (741 amino acids)
Source: RefSeq, a predicted model, not a curated record